UCGUAGCGGCCCUUUCUCUCUGCAGCACCUCGUCCGGAGGCGGCGGCACGCGAGCAGCAGGGAGCGCGGGAGCUGGCGGCCUGGAGGAUGAAGUGCAAACCCAACCAGACGCGCACCUAUGACCCGGAGGGCUUCAAGAAGCGGGCGGCAUGCCUGUGCUUCCGAAGCGAGUGCGAGGACGAGGUGCUGCUAGUGAGUAGCAGCCGGUACCCGGACCGCUGGAUCGUGCCGGGCGGGGGCAUGGAGCCCGAGGAAGAGCCGAGUGGCGCGGCUGUCCGAGAGGUGUACGAGGAGGCUGGAGUCAAGGGGAAGUUAGGCCGGCUCCUGGGCGUCUUCGAGCAGAACCAAGAUCGCAAGCACAGGACGUACGUGUAUGUCCUGACUGUCACUGAGAUUCUGGAGGAUUGGGAAGAUUCGGUGAGCAUUGGGAGGAAGCGAGAGUGGUUCAAAGUCGAAGAUGCCAUCAAGGUCCUCCAGUGCCACAAGCCUGUGCAUGCCGAAUACCUGGAGAAACUAAAGCAGGGCGGUUCCCCCACCAAUGGAAACUCCGUGGCCCCGUCCGUGCCCGGGAGCGACCCCUAAUAAACAGCAAGAUCUUCAGGAUUGCUCUGAAAGAAUCAUUAAUGUGAACCAUUGAUCAAUGGAACUGUCAAGUACAGGUGACCACUUCCAUAUUUCCUCGAAGACAGCUCAUCUGAGUUUCCUCCUACAUCUUGGGACAGCCCUUUCCUGUCUAUUCUACUGACUCCUCUUGCCUUGGUUAUUAUACUGUGUACGUGAACAGACUUUUUAAUUCAGCACCUAUAGCCUUUUGUUGUGCUUUUUGAUGGCUCUGCCUUCUCCAUUAGUCUAUGAUAUCCUUGAGAGGAAGGACCACAUUUCCUUACUCUGCAUAUUCUGAAUCUGAGACACUACUUGAAAUAUAGUUGACAUCACUGAAGGUUUUUUGAUUUAAUUCAUAUUUUGUCAUCAUUGUGGCAAAAUAUUCCCCUUCCACUUUGGUGCUAGUAGAAUAUAAAUGCUGGCUAGGCACCAUGUGUGUGGCUUUUUUGUAUCAGGUGUUUCAGAAACUUUUCAAGGCAGUAAAAAGAUGUUGAAGGACAAGGAUCACUACUCAUAUUUCUCUGUCAUACCACACAGUGGCUGGCACAGUGUUAAGAUUACCCCAUACUUAGGGCAACAUUUUGUAGACUCAGUCCUUUGUGUAACAACUUCAGUGUUUUUGUACUGUUGCUAAUUUGCUUAAAAUUUUAUUCAAAAAUCACUUGCUAUAAAACUAACUGUAAAAGUAAAUGCAAUGAACAGAAGCUAAUAUUGCGAGCUUUUAUAAAAAUAAAUUUUAAAAUGAUAUGCAAAUAAUAAAUUUGAUAUGUUUGCAAUGUUCUAACCACUUCUUUCAUGUAAUCUUAACAUCUCUUUGAAGAAAAGAUUGUUUUUCUCAUUUUAAAGAUCCAGUAUACUGUAUUAUUUGAUGCCAGGGCCAACAAAGACCGCAGUAUAGGCAGUUUCCAAAGUUAAUUAUGCCUCUUAGUUUGCCUAGGGCUUUUUUUUUUUUUGCAUCUCUCACUGAUUCAGUUGGCCAUGUUUUUUAUUUCCUUUUCCAGUACACACUACUAGCUCUUCAUCCCACCUGGUUUCUGCAUGUGGGAAUGCAGAUGACUGAGUGACAGUUAAAUUGUUGUCGCUUGGAAAAGGCACUGGGGGGAAAAACUUCUGUGAAUGGGGAACAGAAAAUGAAAUAUUUAGAAAGAGAUGACUUGGGUCAGCUGCUUCCAGGAGAGCAACUUUGAGAAAAUGAUAAAGAUGUUUAGAAGAAUUUUUAUGGAGUUUUGCCAUGGGGUUUAUGAUGUCAGCAGUCUUCCCCAGCUCCCUCCAAAGGCCCCAGAGUGGCUUUCUUUUACAUUGUAAUGCAAUUACAUGGGAAAAAACUUGGGCUUCAUUUCAGUGUUACACCAUUCCUCAUGGUACCAGUGAAAUAUAUUGAUUGUUCCCCACAGUCCUUGCAGGUUUUUACAUAAAAACACAUGUCCCCAAUUUAUUGUUUUUUUGUAGAUGUAAAAAUGGUACUGCAGUUAUGUUUUUAUUUUAAAUACUUACCUUUUAGAGAAAUGUACUGUAAAUUUUACAGAUAACCUGAGAUACUGUUGGUAUUUGAUUCAAAAUAAUCUGAAGGUGGCAUAGUUGAGGGUAUAGGCGAAACUAGAUUGGCUAUAAACUGAUAAU
Phyllostomus hastatus (greater spear-nosed bat) is the source of this 2223-nucleotide messenger RNA. It is a transcript of the gene NUDT11, whose product is annotated as nudix hydrolase 11. The transcript is spliced from 2 exons. Gene Ontology annotation, cellular component: nucleus; cytoplasm. Gene Ontology annotation, biological process: diadenosine pentaphosphate catabolic process; diphosphoinositol polyphosphate metabolic process; diadenosine hexaphosphate catabolic process. Lineage: Eukaryota; Metazoa; Chordata; Mammalia; Chiroptera; Phyllostomidae. Bases 88 to 582 code for a protein of 164 amino acids. Gene Ontology annotation, molecular function: diphosphoinositol-polyphosphate diphosphatase activity; bis(5'-adenosyl)-hexaphosphatase activity; bis(5'-adenosyl)-pentaphosphatase activity. The record is from RefSeq and is a predicted model, not a curated record.